AGGAUGUGGUUCCAGAAAGGAAGAGCAUGAAUUCCUUUUCUGUAGGGGAGGAAAAAUAGCCUUACUAGCAAAUCAGGCCCAUAAAAGACUGUGCAAGAUGCCUUAGGGACCAAGAUAACAUUAGCACCCGAAGAAGCUGGCAUUAGCUUAGCCUCCAGCUGCCCACCUGCAGAAUUUCAUGCUCAGGCCCCCUCUUAUCACCCAGCUAAUCAUUGCCACCGCUGAGCUCUGGGGAUUGAGCAGCUAGUCUACACUGGCAACUAAAAACCCACCUCCGCGGAGGGCCUAGCUCCCAGCACCGGGGCGCCGUUUACACGGGCGCAUUACAGCGUUGAAACUUGCAGCGCUCCCCGGCGUGUUUCUUCGCAGCGCUAUAAAUUGUCAGUGUAGACAAGCCCCACCCAUCCGCAGCCGGCUGGCGCCCUUCCACACCGCGGAGACGAAGGCGACAAGAAAAGCCGGGAGCCGCCCCUGCGCAGCAGACCUGCCUGCUUUCCCUUCAGCUCGGCCGGGAGCGGAGGCCAUUGGGCUGCUGCGUAACCCCCUGGAAGAGCGCUCGGCGGGCCCGUGCUGACAGCCGAUAUGGGAAGAAACAUGAAUCGGAACAAAACAAACCGUGUCCUGCUCACUGUCUUCAUUAUUAUGGCUGUGUUUUGCAGUUCCGGAUAUAUGCUGAAGUGUUACAAAUGUCCACUUACUGCUGUGCCAUGUAAGACCAAUAUUACCUGCGGAAGUGGCUUAGAUUCUUGCCUAUGGCUUAAAACUGGUGAAAAGACACUCUCUGAUUGCUAUACAUAUUCCAGCUGCAACGUCAACCAAAUUAAAGAGGAUUACAAGUUUGACAGCUUUAAUUUCAGAUGUUGCCAAAAAGACCUGUGUAACAGGAGUCCAACCACAAUGAUUAGUACAACAGUCUUCAGCAUCGCUACCAUAAUGACCAUGAUCUGGAUACUCGGCGCUUAAGAUGGAGGGGAAAAAGGAUAAUUUUGUUUUCCUAAAUACCUACUGAUUUAGAAAUCAUUCAUAUAAACAUGCUGUCUAUUGUAGACAAUUUUUGCGCCUAGCACAGUUGUGUUGUUUGAGAAAGCAGACUUAGAAAAAAAACAGUUUUUUUGGAAAAGCUAUAUGUUAAAAUGUAGGGAAAGUACAUCUACAGUGGUAGAUAACUGCAGGUUCUUGAUAGAAGUUAUACUUCUCUGUGUUAUCUGGAGUAAAUUCUUUCUCUUGCUUACAGUGAGUUUCACAUCUCUGAUCUGAGUUUGUCCUUUACACUCCAGUUGUGGCAAUGUUACCUAGCCCUUCAAAGGUGUAAGCCACUUUUUUAAGUCAGUAAGACUAUUGUUGGUAUUGAUCAGCAGCUUUUCCUUUAUUUUCUUAUGUAAUUGUUUCUGCUUGAAAAUAUGUUUAACAAAUGGACCUAACUCACCAUAUUAGAAGUUAUGGUUGCUUUUUUGUAUAACACUUAUAGCUGCCAAAAUUGUAUUUGUACUGUUUUGUAGCUAAUGCACUGCAUGCUUAUACAUGAAAUGACUCUUGACAGUCUGUUUUGUUGUAAAGCGUAGUGACUCAGACUGGGGUGAUAUUUGCAGUCCCUCUCUUAUUCCUGCAGAACUUCUGUAGUGUCUACUCUUCUCCUUUCUUAGAAGUAUUGUAAAUACACUUAGAGAAGGGGUGAAGUGAACUACCAAUGUCCUUUUUUUGGAUCCUUGAGAUCUUUAAUCUGUGCCAUCUAGAGUUUCCUAUGCUGCCAACUACCCUUCAUCUUGGCUACUGUGUCUUUGAACAGAUUGUAAAGGCACCAUGAUUUUCCUUAUUGA
Molecule: messenger RNA, 1817 nt
Organism: Chelonia mydas (Green sea turtle)
Lineage: Eukaryota; Metazoa; Chordata; Testudines; Cheloniidae
Gene: CD59
Product: CD59 molecule (CD59 blood group)
Exons: 4
Coding region: 583-963 (126 amino acids)
Source: RefSeq, a predicted model, not a curated record